This is a messenger RNA of Trifolium pratense (red clover), 4967 nucleotides long. RefSeq lists its product as uncharacterized. The coding region runs from base 428 to 1909 and encodes 493 amino acids. The record is from RefSeq and is a predicted model, not a curated record. NCBI's taxonomy places the organism in Eukaryota, Viridiplantae, Streptophyta, Magnoliopsida, Fabales, Fabaceae. The transcript has a single exon.
GUGCCCCGAGACACUUGGGCACUUGUUAAAUAUACUAAUGAAAGAAAGUAAAAGACAAAGUUAAUGCUAGAAAGAUGACUUUUUAUGUUUUUAAUGUAUUAAAUGCACAAGUUUCAAGAUAAAACUUUCAUAUUAGUAUGCUUAACUAGUGCACCGCGGGCACUGUUUAGCAUUUUCCUAAAUUUUAUCUUCUGCAUUUUGCAAUGUCCAUUCUAACUGAAUUAUGUUCAAAGUAGUAUUAUUUACCAAUGUUAUAAGUUCUAAAAGUAUACUUCCUAUAUGUUAUAAGUUAUAAAAAGUAGAGUUUUUUCUUUUUUGCCUAGUCUCUGCUAGGGUUUGCUUUCUUCUCUCUUGAGAAGCUUGUUCAUUAAUUGGCACUAUUGCUGAAGGAGUUUUUUGAGUUUACACACAAAUAAUCUAAGCAUCCAUGUCUAGUAUUAAUCUGGAAGACUUGUCCCUGCAGGAGGAGGGAGAGGAGGAAGGAUUCGUUUUUGAUAUUGAAGAGGAAGGAGAUGAACAAAUUGAUUUUCGUUGGUGCCUUGUGGGAAGAUUCCUAACUGAUCGAACCAUUCACGUUAAUUCCAUGAAAACAACAAUGGCAGAUUUCUGGCGGCCUGUGCAUGGAGUGAAGAUCAAAGAAGCAAAGAAGGGUCUUUUCUUAUUCCAAUUUUCUCACGAAUUGGAUAUGGAAGAAGUACUCCAAGGGGGUCCUUGGAAUUUUGAUAAUCACAUGCUCAUCAUGGAGAGAGUCCAGAUAGGAGUACAAAUUGAAAACAUUCCAUUGUACCAUGUUGAUUUCUGGGUACAAGUGCAUAAUCUUCCUGUGGGUCUUAUGGUGGAGAAGGUUGGACAAAAACUGGCCAAUUACAUUGGCUUGUUUGUGGAGUAUGACAAGAACAACAAUAGCAGUUUUUGGAGACAAUACAUGCGUCUACGAGUCCGUGUUGAUGUCCGUCAGCCACUUAAGAAGGACACAAGAGUCAAAAAUAAAGGAGGAGAGUGGUGUAAUGUUAAUUUCAAAUAUGAGAAAUUGGGAGUCUUUUGUUUUGUCUGUGGAAUCCUUGGACAUGCUGAAAAUAAAUGUAAAGUUCGUUUUGCUAUGGAGAAUGAUGAUGGAAUUAGAGAAUGGUCAAAUGAACUGAGAGCUGAACCGAGAAGACGCGGUGGCCGGCCAACGUCGCGGUGGCUAAAGGAGGAGGGAAGUAGCAGUGGAGCUUCCGGUGGAAGAAGGAAACCAGGUACAGAAUUCAGUGAUGGUAGAAACACAGUGGACCCCUCACACCCAAGCAGCCAAUCAAUGCACGCCAACACAGACCAUCAAAACGCCAUUAUUGUCCCAUCAGUUUCAGCAAACGGUAAUGUUAUAAUUCCUGAAAUCAAUGCACAGCCAUCAAUUCAAUCAGACAUAACCGUCCCACUCCAGUCAAAUGUGAUCACCCCCCGUUCAUUACCCAAUCAUAACCUGCCUCAACCAUCAUUGCUCAAUAACCAGCCGCCACUACAAAACCUUUCAAUACCAGACAACAUUAUCAAUGCCCAAUUAUUACCCAAUAAUAACCUAACUGUCCCACCACUCAGCUUUACACCAAAAAUAACUGAUGCAAUCAAUAAAUCCCUUUCAUUCACAUCACCAGCCAUGGCCCACCUUGACAAACUCGACACAAAAGUGAACCGAGCCAUCCAAUUAAAACUGAACCACAAACCGAACCGGACCCAAAGCAAUCUGAACCGAACCAGCCUUACCAACAAUCCAAACGAACAGAACCCAAGCAUGAACCGAAACAACACUGAAGCUAUGGAAAUCCAGUUAGAGAAAAAAAGAAGGAGGGAGGAAGAUAAGAAGGAAACUGAGUCAAACCAACAUUUUUUAUCGGCAGGUCCUGGCAGCCAGGCCUGCCGGGACCAAUGAUUGUUCUCAGUUGGAAUUGCCGAGGGUUGAGCGUCCCGAGUGCAAUUCCUAAUCUCCGAAACAUAGCUCAGGGUCACAAACCAGACGUUCUUUUUUUAUCUGAAACUCUGUCCAAGUCUCAAAAAAUGGAGAAUAUUCGAGUUAUGCUAAAAUACGACUCUUGUCUAACGGUUGAUGUUGAAGGGAGAAGUGGUGGUCUAGCUAUCAUGUGGAAGGACAGUGUGAAGUGUAGAGUGAUGAACUACUCUCGGAACUUUAUUAACCUUAUUGUUGAAGAUGUUGAGAAAGGAGCUUGGAGGUUGACCUGCUACUACGGCUACCCUGAAAGAAGUAGAAGGCGAAUGGCGUGGGAUUUGCUCAGAGAACUAAGGGAUAUGUGAAAUUUACCAUGGUGUAUUAUGGGGGAUUUCAACAAUCUCUUAUCACAAGAAGACAAAAGAGGUUCGCUCUCGCAUCCAAAUUGGUUGUGCUCAGGCUUCCGAAGUGCAGUCAAUGACUGUGACCUCACAGAUAUUUACCUUGAAGGUUAUCCCUUUACGUGGAUACAGAGUGGCUCUCGAAAUUCCCAAAUGCUAAACUCAUCAACUUGUUGACGUCUCACUCAGAUCACAGCCCAAUACUACUCCAAUGCAAUCCAACAGUCAAACAACAAUACAAGUAUGAGUUCAGAUUUGAAAAUAGAUGGCUAAAGGAGGAAGACAUAGGAGAGGUGGUGAAUGAAGGAUGGAACAACGGGGAAGGCCUUGGAAUUAUGAACAGACUCACUAAUUGCGCAGAUAGACUCCAAAGAUGGGGAAGAAGAAAAAAGAAGAGAUUUAAAGAAGAGAUCAUGGAGGCUGAGGCUGAAAUGGAACGAUUAAGAGAUAAAAAUGAUACAUCCAGCAUAGCCAGAUUCAAUGAAGCCCAAAAUCAACAUGUUAAAGCUCUAAUUCAAGAAGAAGCUUUUUGGAGACAAAGGGCUAAAAUGCAUUGGUUAAAGGAGGGUGAUCUCAACACAAAAUUUUUCCACAUGUCUGCAAGUGCAAGAGCAAAGGUGAAGAAAAUAGAGAAGCUGAGGGGUGAUGAUGAUGAAGUUGUUACAGGCCAGCAUAACCUCGGGGAAGUAGUACGAAAAUAUUUUCUAGAGCUUUUCCGACCGAAAGGAGGGACACAAGAACCAGUACUGUCUCUAAUCUCCUCCAGAGUAUCAGUUUAAGAUAAUGAAUGGCUAGUAGCAGCUAUAACAAAAGAAGAAAUUCGCAAUGCGCUUUUUCAAAUGCAUCCAGAUAAGUCCCCUGGCCCAGAUGGAUUCAAUCCAGCAUUUUUCCAAAAAUUUAAAUCAAUGCACAGCCAUCAAUUCAAUCAGGCAUAACCGUCCCACUCCAGUCAAAUGUGAUCACCCCCCGUUCAUUACCCAAUCAUAACCUGCCUCAACCAUCAUUGCUCAAUAACCAGCCGCCACUACAAAACCUUUCAAUACCAGACAACAUUAUCAAUGCCCAAUUAUUACCCAAUAAUAACCUAACUGUCCCACCACUCAGCUUUACACCAAAAAUAACUGAUGCAAUCAAUAAAUCCCUUUCAUUCACAUCACCAGCCAUGGCCCACCUUGACAAACUCGACACAAAAGUGAACCGAGCCAUCCAAUUAAAACUGAACCACAAACCGAACCGGACCCAAAGCAAUCUGAACCGAACCAGCCUUACCAACAAUCCAAACGAACAGAACCCAAGCAUGAACCGAAACAACACUGAAGCUAUGGAAAUCCAGUUAGAGAAAAAAAGAAGGAGGGAGGAAGAUAAGAAGGAAACUGAGUCAAACCAACAUUUUUUAUCGGCAGGUCCUGGCAGCCAGGCCUGCCGGGACCAAUGAUUGUUCUCAGUUGGAAUUGCCGGGGGUUGAGCGUCCCGAGUGCAAUUCCUAAUCUCCGAAACAUAGCUCAGGGUCACAAACCAGACGUUCUUUUUUUAUCUGAAACUCUGUCCAAGUCUCAAAAAAUGGAGAAUAUUCGAGUUAUGCUAAAAUACGACUCUUGUCUAACGGUUGAUGUUGAAGGGAGAAGUGGUGGUCUAGCUAUCAUGUGGAAGGACAGUGUGAAGUGUAGAGUGAUGAACUACUCUCGGAACUUUAUUAACCUUAUUGUUGAAGAUGUUGAGAAAGGAGCUUGGAGGUUGACCUGCUACUACGGCUACCCUGAAAGAAGUAGAAGGCGAAUGGCGUGGGAUUUGCUCAGAGAACUAAGGGAUAUGUGAAAUUUACCAUGGUGUAUUAUGGGGGAUUUCAACAAUCUCUUAUCACAAGAAGACAAAAGAGGUUCGCUCUCGCAUCCAAAUUGGUUGUGCUCAGGCUUCCGAAGUGCAGUCAAUGACUAUGACCUCACAGAUAUUUACCUUGAAGGUUAUCCCUUUACGUGGAUACAGAGUGGCUCUCGAAAUUCCCAAAUGCUAAACUCAUCAACUUGUUGACGUCUCACUCAGAUCACAGCCCAAUACUACUCCAAUGCAAUCCAACAGUCAAACAACAAUACAAGUAUGAGUUCAGAUUUGAAAAUAGAUGGCUAAAGGAGGAAGACAUAGGAGAGGUGGUGAAUGAAGGAUGGAACAACGGGGAAGGCCUUGGAAUUAUGAACAGACUCACUAAUUGCGCAGAUAGACUCCAAAGAUGGGGAAGAAGAAAAAAGAAGAGAUUUAAAGAAGAGAUCAUGGAGGCUGAGGCUGAAAUGGAACGAUUAAGAGAUAAAAAUGAUACAUCCAGCAUAGCCAGAUUCAAUGAAGCCCAAAAUCAACAUGUUAAAGCUCUAAUUCAAGAAGAAGCUUUUUGGAGACAAAGGGCUAAAAUGCAUUGGUUAAAGGAGGGUGAUCUCAACACAAAAUUUUUCCACAUGUCUGCAAGUGCAAGAGCAAAGGUGAAGAAAAUAGAGAAGCUGAGGGGUGAUGAUGAUGAAGUUGUUACAGGCCAGCAUAACCUCGGGGAAGUAGUACGAAAAUAUUUUCUAGAGCUUUUCCGACCGAAAGGAGGGACACAAGAACCAGUACUGUCUCUAAUCUCCUCCAGAGUAUCAGUUGAAGAUAAUGAAUGG